This is a messenger RNA of Fusarium coffeatum, 2283 nucleotides long. RefSeq lists its product as uncharacterized. The transcript is spliced from 5 exons. Gene Ontology annotation, molecular function: ATP hydrolysis activity; polynucleotide 5'-hydroxyl-kinase activity. The record is from RefSeq and is a predicted model, not a curated record. Gene Ontology annotation, cellular component: nucleus. The coding region runs from base 1 to 2283 and encodes 760 amino acids. Lineage: Eukaryota; Fungi; Ascomycota; Sordariomycetes; Hypocreales; Nectriaceae. Gene Ontology annotation, biological process: cleavage in ITS2 between 5.8S rRNA and LSU-rRNA of tricistronic rRNA transcript (SSU-rRNA, 5.8S rRNA, LSU-rRNA).
AUGUCGUCUCAUAAAAAACGAAGGAUAGAAGGAGUUGAAGAAAAGGGUAUGAGCGCCAUUGAGGCUCUCAAAGCUCGACAAAGAGGAGCUGCAACGUCUCCUACUCAAAAGACGCAACCUACUUCAGAAUCUGAGGAGCAGCCAGUGAUGAGCAGUGCCAACCGCUUUAACCUGCUUCGAAAAGACAGCAGUCAAAAUGCGGCCCCGAAAUCCCCCAGAAAGAGUGCAGCAAAAGAUCCACGGCUACAGCGUGGAGUGGAAUCACCCGCCAGUCGCUCAAGAGGCACUGCAGUAGCAGGAGGAAAUACAGAACCUACGAAAUCAGAGUUGGCUGGAGCCUUCCAUGAAGUAAAACCUUACUCAACAUUCCGUCUGUCGAAGCAGAAUCACAAAGUCAAGACAGGGGGCGUUGUGGAAAUAACGUUACCAAAUAAAGAGCGUUUUGUGGUCAUCGGAAGUUAUGGAAUUCGGGUUAUUCGUGGCGAAGUGAAGUUAGCUGGAGCUACUCUCUACCCCUCGGAAACCAUUGAAUGGGUUCAUGCUCCCUAUUGCUAUGCAGUUCCUGUGCUACGGACUGCAGAAGAGACCAAGUUGGAAUUUUAUCCUGACAACACUGCUCGGGGUAUACGCCAGUUGGGUCGUCUAUCACCACUAUUUAGAAAGAUGUGGGUUGCGCCACCUGAGAUCAGCUCAGCGAAAGUAACGGAAGAAUCCACUUUCGAGCUUAUAUAUACCCCUGAAGAGGCCUCGAAGAGAUCCAUUGAGGAUAUGGUUCCAAUGCCUGCGUGGAACAAGAAGUUGUCUUCGCUAGUAGUGACUAGUCGAAAGAAGGCCUCACUAUCAACGCUGAUAUGUGGCCCAAAAUCGGCUGGGAAGUCUACCUUUCUAAGAUUAUUCCUGAACGGGCUAUUGACAGAUCGACCUCAAGCUCAGAACUCUCGCAAAGUUGUGGUCCUCGAUCUCGAUCCAGGCCAACCAGAAUAUGCGCCAGCAGGAACGGUGUCACUUGUUUCUGUAAACAAACCAAAUAUCGGGACACCAUUCACACAUACCAGCUCCGAAAACUCUGCUUUCAAAGUUGUCCGCUGUCAUUCAAUGGCUUCAGUCACUCCAGCUUCAAACCCCGACCUUUAUUUGUCAUGCGCGGCAGAUCUUUUCGAUACCUACUCUAAACACCACGCCGGAGAUCCUCUUAUAAUCAACACCCCAGGAUGGAUUCAGGGAACUGGGUUGGAUCUCCUGUGUACAUUAAUCGAGAGAAUAAAACCCCACGAGGUCUUGUUUAUGUCAGAAGUGGGUUCUUUCGAUUCAGUCGAUGCUUUACGCGCAGCAACAGAACUGGCAUUCACAGAACUUCCGUCACAGCCAUCCAAGAUUGCUCUCAGAACGGCAGCCCACCUCCGAGCAAUGCAGACUAUGUCUUACUUUCAUUUGCAAGACAUGAGACCAACGGUAGCAAACGUACCUGACACACCUUCGAGAUUGAAGUGGAACGCCUCGCCGCUCUCCUUCAGACCACCCUUACUUGUGCAGUAUUCUUCGCUGAACCGCGGCGUUUUAGGGCUGCUAUCCUAUGACUAUCAAUGCCCCCCAGAAUUGCUGGCCGACACAGUGAAUGGGCAGAUAAUGGCGGCAGUUGAGAUAGAGGAUGCCAGGGCAUUCUCCAAUUUCACACAAGAAGAAACACUGACCGAAGCAAACGACUCCGCGCAGGUCAAUGUGGAUUCAGGAAACCAAACAUGGCCUGUUGUAACAACGAGCCCAGAAGGCAUCCCGUUGAUACCCAACUACAAUGAUGCAGCCUUGGAUCCCCGCUAUUCACGGACUAUUGGGCUAGUACUUCUGCGUGGUAUCGAUAUGAAGUCAAAGACCCUUCAGCUUGUCACUCCAAUUCCACUUGAAGAUUUCAGGCAGAUCAAGUCGAAAGGCAGGAGUAUAGUACUUCUUCACGGAAAGUUUGAUACCCCAAGUUGGGCUUAUACCGAGGAACUUUAUGAGAGAGCAGGGGUUGAUGAGGGGAACGAGAUGAUGCUUGAGGCUAUAGCAGACAUGGAAGAUAAUCAGUCAGAAGCUGAGUCAGAAGAUGGAGACGGAACUGGCAAUCUGGAAGAUGAAGACACGGGAUAUAACCAGCCAGGAGCUAAGCCAGACAUGACGGACAGGGUUAGCGACCUGACAGAAGUCCCUUGGGUUGAGGUUUUGAAAGGAGGCCAAAGACGGCCUAUUGGUUCACGAGUUUUGCGGGUCCGAAGAGACUUGGGUCGCAACAAGACGGGAGACUAG